Messenger RNA from Puccinia triticina, 819 nucleotides. RefSeq lists its product as uncharacterized. The record is from RefSeq and is a predicted model, not a curated record. The coding region runs from base 1 to 819 and encodes 272 amino acids. The transcript has 2 exons. NCBI's taxonomy places the organism in Eukaryota, Fungi, Basidiomycota, Pucciniomycetes, Pucciniales, Pucciniaceae.
AUGGGAAGUCCUCAUUAUUGGGACCCAAAGGACAGCACAAGGCACAAUACCCCUCAGGCCCCUCAUCUACUUGAUUCACCUCCCACUCUUGUUGUCGGAUUGCCACCUCCCAUCGUAGCCAAUCCUAUGCCCCAAAAUCCUACCCCUGACCUCCUGUUAGAUUUCAAUGAAGGGCUGACUCAAUGGAGUCUGAUCAAUAGUUCCGAAACCUCGACCAAAUGCAAUGAGCUACUCCUUCCGCUUACACCAGUCGCAGAGCAACACGACACCAUAGAAACUCAUACUGAGUGUGAACUACCCGGAUUGUUUCCAUCUGAUCCAUCAACCUCUUCAAAUUCAGGUGAAGCCAUAAGCUACCCCCCAACUAAAUCAUCAUCAUUCAAUAAUCAAUCCCAGCCCUCCUCGCCAAGAACAUGCAGCGAAUCUAGCAAACAGCUUCCGGCCCCCGAAUCUCCAAUCAGUGUUUAUUGCGAAUUACCUGACGCUAGCACGGAUGCCGAGUUGACUGUUUCCAGCAAGAAAUCUUUAUCAACGGCUACAGGCAAGGAAGCCGAACCGAAGUUUCCCGGUUUCAAAUCCGAAUUAACUAUACAGGGUGAGACAAUCACUCUUAAGAACAAAGCCGCAGUACCAGUUGAUCAGGACCUUGCUCCUUGCAAUAAAGCCAACUCAACUUUCCCCACCAACGAAGUUGAAUCAAAUCUAUCCAGCGUGAAAGCCGGGGCCCAUGUCCACAUUUCUGAACCAGAACCAGAGAACAGUGUCCCAAUUAUCGACAGCAUUGACAAAAACAUCAAGACACAUUCCAAUCCUGCUUAG